AUGUCUGACCCCGGCUCGGUCACGCCACGGCGCAGACGGCGCGAAGGAGAGGAUGAAGAAGACGAGGACCAGCUGUACACUGGCAGUGGUGCGAAACGUGCUCGCACAGACGACAACGAGCACAACGAUAGCAACGCCGACGACGAGUCCGUAUCUGAGGAUGGACCAUUGCUGCCUGACAACUUCCGCCGCUCACCUCAAAGCCAGCGUCAAACUGGGCGACCACGUCAACACCAGCCUGGUUCACUGGUACGCAUCGAGAUGACCAAUUUCGUGACCUACAGCAAAGCACAGUUCAGCCUAGGGCCAAACUUGAACAUGAUCAUCGGGCCAAACGGUACUGGCAAGAGCACUCUGGUCUGCGCCAUAUGUCUUGGGCUGGGCUGGAAGCCGGAGAAUCUGGGUCGUGCCAAGCUCGUUGGUGAGUUCGUAAAGCACGGCGAGAAGAAAGCAGUCAUCGAGAUUGAACUGGCUGCGGAUCCGAAGAGACAUGCGGAGAACCCGGUCAUCACUACUCGAAUCAUUCGCGAGGGAAACAAGGCCGAGUUCGCGAUCGAUGGGAAGAAGGUGACCAAGAAGGAACUCGACGCUUUGAUGAAGAGCUUCUCAAUUCAGAUCGACAAUCUUUGCCAAUUCUUGCCGCAAGAUCGCGUCGUUGAGUUCGCUGCCUUGUCACCCGUCGAUCUUCUGACGCAUACUCAGCGAGCCGCUGCGCCUCCGCAGAUGCAUGUGUGGCACGAUCAGCUCAAGGCGAGUCGCAAGGCGCAGAAAACACAACAGGUCGAGCAGCAAGCAUUGAUUGAUGAACUCAAAAGCAAGGAGCAACGACAAGCCCAGCAGCAGGAGAUCGUGGAACGCUUGCGUGAGAGAUCUGAGUUGCAGAAUCGUGCAGCAGUGCUGGAGCGGUUGAGACCGUUUCCGCAGUACAAAGCUGCCAAACAACGACAUACCGACGCCAAGGAGCGGAAGAAAGAUGCAGAGCGUGAGCUUAAGAGGCUGCAGCGGCAGGUUCAGCCGAACCUACAGGCCGAGGAGGACAAGACUGAGUAUCUUGCCUCUGUCGAGGCCGUGGCGCUCAAGCGCGGCAAGAUGGUGGAGAGACUGGAAAAGACUGCAGCGGACAAGAGGGCUGAGCUCACUAGCAAGCAGGAGGAGUUGGAUUCAUGCGAGACUCGUAUUGAAAAAGCAAAGGAGACAUCGAAAAGCGCCAGAGCGAACAUGCCCAGACUACAGCAAGAUAGGAGUAAAAUUGAGCGAGCAAUGCAGACACCGCCAGCACAAGUCGAUUUAGCCAGCCUAAAUGAGCAGGUCAGAGAGAAGACACGGCUCAUGAGAGGUGCUCAAGAACGGCAAACCGAGAUCAAGCAGGAAAUCGGCAGCUUAGCCCAGCGCAUGAAGGAUCGUCAACAGGUCAUGGUUGAUGCCGAGAAGGAUCAAGAGACCCUGCAGACGCAAGCUGGACAGCAGGCUAGCAAGCUGAAAAAUGCCUCAAGGGAUGCGCAUCGUGCAUGGGAAUGGAUUCAAAGCCAUGAUAAUCGUUUUCAGGGUCGUGUUUACGGCCCACCAAUUGUCGAAUGCACCGUCACCGAUCCUCGUUAUGCAGCUGUUGUCGAGAACGCUCUUGGGCCUGGCGAAAUGGUUGCCUUCACCGUCACCUCACGAGACGACUACUUCACACUCAACCGAGCACUGCGUGACGAGCUCGGGAUGGACAACAUCAAUAUUCGUCAGUCGGAGCAAGCGCUGGCGGCGUUCCGCGCACCAUGUUCUGGCGAGCAGCUGCAGACACUUGGCCUGCAGUCGUGGAUACUUGAUCUCAUCGAAGGACCAGAGCCUGUGCUUGCUAUGUUGUGUGACAACCGCAACAUCCAUGCCAUGGCAUAUGCCUCCCGUGAGCUGAACGGCGCUCGCCUCGAUCAGCUCAAGAGCCAGAACAGCCCGGUGUCAUCGUGGAUCACACCCUCGGAACACUACCAAGUCACUCGUCGCCGCGAAUAUGGCGACAGAGGCACUUCAGUGCGUACAACGGCUCUCCGUCAAGCUAAGUUCUUUACGGAUGCGCCGUCUGCGCAUAAUGAGGAUGCUGAGAUUGCUGCUCGUGUCGACGAAGCGAGGCGGGAACACGCCGAGUGUGACGAGAAGAAGACUGCGCUGAGAACAGAGUACAAUGAUCUUGUUAAGCGAUACGAGGAGUUGCAGAGUCAGGAGAACGAUAUAAAGGAAGAGAAGAGACAGAAGCAGACUGCCCAAACUCAUUUCGCGGCACUGCCAGCCAAAUUGACCAAUGCUCAGCGCAAGAUCGAUGAGGCUAAGGGCUCCAUUGACAACGCGGCGGCCCAGUGCCGGGAGAUCAUGUCAGAGGGUGACAAGUACACGCUCGAGAAGGGCCAGCUUGCCAUCGACUACGCUUUCGCCGUCAAUAUUCUGCGCGAGCAUAUCGUCCCGCUGGUUGAGGCUCAGAUCCUGGUCAUCGAAGCGAAGUCGGACCUGGAGCAGAUGCAACUGCGCACGAGACAGGAGAGGGAGAUGCUUCACCAGCGUGAGCAGGAAGUCCGACGCUUGGACGAGGAGAUGAGGGCUUUGCUCAACGAUGGUAAGCGCUUACGCGACCUUUGCCAACUGGUUGAUAUGGACGAUGAGCUCGUCGCACAGAUCUACGACAAUGAAGUCAAAGACUGGGAUGAAGUUCAAUUAUCUGCUGAAAUCGAAUCCGUGGGCGCCACGCUCAAUCUUUCCGACGGACAAGGUAACCAGCAUGUGCUGGCUGAGUACGAGAAGCGUGCGAAGGUCAUUGAGCAGAAGAGGUCUGAGUUGGCGGAUGUGGAAGAGGCGUUGGAGGGGUUGGAUAACGAGAUCAAGGAGGUAAAGGAGCAGUGGGAGCCGCAACUCGAUCAGCUGAUAUCGCAUAUCAGUGAUGCCUUUGCCGACAACUUCAGCAAGAUUCAGUGUGCUGGUGAAGUUGGCAUACAUAAGGAUGAAGAUUUCGAGCUCUGGGCGAUCCAGAUCAAGGUCAAAUUCAGGGAAUCCGAGCCGUUGACUCUUCUCGACUCCCACCGCCAAUCCGGCGGCGAGCGGGCCGUGAGCACGAUCUUCUACCUCAUGGCCCUGCAAUCUCUCGCCCGUGCGCCCUUCCGCGUGGUAGAUGAAAUCAACCAAGGCAUGGACCCUCGUAACGAGCGCCUAGUGCAUUCGAGGAUGGUGGAUAUUGCCUGUUCCGAGGAGAGCGCUUCGCAGUAUUUCCUCAUCACGCCAAAGUUGCUGGGUGGGUUGAAGUAUCAUCCUGAUAUGAGGGUGCAUUGUAUUGCUAGUGGAGAGCAUAUGCCGGAUGAUUUCAGGAAGUUGGAUUUUGGAGUACUUGCUCAGAAGGCCCUUGCUAUCAAGGCAUGCGGAUGA
Recurvomyces mirabilis is the source of this 3393-nucleotide messenger RNA. RefSeq names its product Structural maintenance of chromosomes protein 5. Gene Ontology annotation, cellular component: nucleus; Smc5-Smc6 complex. Gene Ontology annotation, molecular function: single-stranded DNA binding; ATP binding; ATP hydrolysis activity. Gene Ontology annotation, biological process: double-strand break repair via homologous recombination. The transcript has 2 exons. Lineage: Eukaryota; Fungi; Ascomycota; Dothideomycetes; Mycosphaerellales; Teratosphaeriaceae. Bases 1 to 3393 code for a protein of 1130 amino acids. The record is from RefSeq and is a predicted model, not a curated record.